AUGAAGUCUCUCCUGCCUCUUCUCUGCGGUGGCGCAGGCGUAGUAGCAUCAGCAUCCGCAUACUCGCAACACCCCAGCGUUCCCCAACAACCCAAAAGCUUCUUCCGCCAAAUCGGAAAUGCAACAUGGAUCCUAGGAAACGAGCUCUGGAACGUGACGCAAAACGCACAGUAUGCGGAUAAAUUAAUGUUUAAAGGAAAGGAUCGUGUGGGUGAGGCGGUGGGACAUUAUGUUAGUUACAAUGGCGCAGCAUCCGACCUUCGCUGGACCACCGCUUCCAUCGCAUCAUCCGGCCCUAACUGGCUCGACAUACGCUUCAGCGCUGCGGAAGGCGAUUUCCACUGGGUGCUCCACGACGACCUCGCUGGCGCAUAUCAAUACUUCAUCAACCGCGCGCUACCCACGCUUGGUGAAUUCCGCACCCUAUGGCGCCUCUCCAACAGCUCCUUCCCCAACGCCUUCACAAACGUGAAAAGCGGGCCACUCCCACCGUUCUCCUCGUACCAAAACGCUACGAAUGUGCAAGACGAGACGUGGCAGAAGAGCGAUGGCACUUUCUUGACCAAAUACGACUGGGCUGCUUUUUUGCGCGAGCAGACGGUGUAUGGGGUUUGGGGCGAGGAGGUGGGGAGUUGGUAUUUGCAUCCCGGCAAGGAGUAUUUGAAUGGGGAUCAGUUGAAGCAGGAGUUGAUGCUGCAUCGUGAGUCCAAGACGGGGGAUACAGUGCAGUUGAAUAUGCUGCAUGGGACGCAUUAUCAAGCCUCAUCCCGCGAUUCUUUUGCGGUGGGUGAUGAUGCUAGGGUUUGGGGGCCUUGGCUGUGGUAUUUAAAUGAUGGGAGUAGGCAGGAUGCUGCUGCACGGUGGGAAAGGGAAAAGAAAGAGUGGCCAUAUGCGUGGUUCAAGAAUGCAGCGUAUCAGUCUCGAGGCGCGGUUCAAGGAAAGCUGCUGCUGAGUGAUGGACGGCCUGCGGCUGGUGCAGCAGUGUUUCUAGGUGACAAUCGCAACGAGACGGUGUCGACGCUGGAUCAGGGACAGAAUUAUUACUACACGACCUACGCGGAUGAUACGGGCUCGUUCCGUAUACGCGACGUCCGGUCUGGCAUGUAUGCCUUGUAUGCGUGGGGAAACGGCAGGCCGAUUGCAGAUGUCAUAACGAACUUUACGCACAACGAUGUUGAAAUCAGAAAGGGAAAGACAACAAAGUUACCCUCACUUACCUGGCCCGUUACGAACAAGACAAAACGCAUCUUUCAAAUUGGGGAUUUCGACCGCAAAACAGAUGGGUUUUAUCUGGCAGACGCGACGAUUCCAGUCCAACACGCUCGCAUAGAUAAAUGUCCCGCCAAUCUGACGUAUACUGUUGGUACCAGCACGCCAUCGAUAGAUUGGUGCUUUGGCCAAUCUAAACUGGGGACUUGGUCGGUUUCCUUUCUGGCCUCAUCUGACAAUAGUACCGCUGCUAGACUUGUCGUGUCUCUUGCCGGCUUUUCCCAAGGAUCCAGCGCUGACAUUCUGGUCAACGAGGCUAAAAUCGGGAAUAUCACCAGUGCCAGCUUGGCUAAUAGCCAGGAUACGUAUCGUGGUGCUACGAGAGCCGGGGAGUGGAGACGCUUAGAGUUUGGAGUUCCGCGGGGCCUUCUCAAAGAAGGGCAGAAUAAGCUAGACGUCAGGGUUACUAAAAGCACGCAGUGGAGAGGAUGGCUGUGGGAUAGUCUGGUUUUGGAAGCUGUGUAG
Bipolaris sorokiniana ND90Pr is the source of this 1734-nucleotide messenger RNA. Its product is annotated as polysaccharide lyase family 4 protein. Gene Ontology annotation, molecular function: carbohydrate binding; catalytic activity. Gene Ontology annotation, biological process: carbohydrate metabolic process. The coding region runs from base 1 to 1734 and encodes 577 amino acids. NCBI's taxonomy places the organism in Eukaryota, Fungi, Ascomycota, Dothideomycetes, Pleosporales, Pleosporaceae. The transcript is spliced from 2 exons. The record is from RefSeq and is a predicted model, not a curated record.